Ceratosolen solmsi marchali is the source of this 1771-nucleotide messenger RNA. RefSeq names its product protein argos (gene aos). The coding region runs from base 198 to 1118 and encodes 306 amino acids. The record is from RefSeq and is a predicted model, not a curated record. The transcript has 4 exons. Lineage: Eukaryota; Metazoa; Arthropoda; Insecta; Hymenoptera; Agaonidae.
CAGCAGCAACAGCAACAACAGCAGCAACAGCAGCACCACCAACAGCACUAAUAGUAGCGGCAUCAGUGGUAGCAAGAGCAACAGCAAGAGCAACAGCAAGAGCAGCAGCUGGACUUAUAGCAGAAACAGAGGCAGCAGGCGUCGGAGCGAAGGAGAAGGAGGAGGAGGAAGGAAGACUGGGAGUACGGAGCCCAAGGAUGAGGCUCGGUAGGAAUAUCGAAGCCCAGUUGUGGCUGCUCGCGGCGGCAUUUGCCGUGACGAGGACAGCGCGUUCGCCGGCCGAGGGAAUCCUCGGUAUGGAGUUCGAUGACGAGACGGGCGAGGAGCUGCUCAAGGCCCUCAUGCCCUCUGAUAACAGCAUACUAACGGACUUGGAGAAGCUGGCCGAACUCCCGGACACGACGAUCGUCCUCAUCGGAGAGAAACACGCGCACGCCAGCCGCAAGGAGCCUCUCGUCGUCUACCAGACAGGCAAUAGCGAGGAGGAUUUACCGGAGUGCCGGGAGAAGAGCGAGGUCUGCAGCAAGGUCGAUCUCUACGGUGAUCCCUGGGUUGAGCGGCAGUGCCGCUGUCCCUCCGCUCGGGCCUGCUCGCGCAGCCUCCACGCCGACGACGGCCACACGAUCGUCGACAAGACUCGCCAGUACAAGCUCUGCGAGCCGGUCAAGCGCCUCCCGAUCUGCCGUUACUUCAAAGACGUCACGUGGACAAUAGCGCCUGGCGCCGGACCCAACAACUCCACCGUCCAGAAGAUGCACUGCAGGUGCCGGCCCGGGAGCGUCGCCUAUCUCGUCAAGAGGCAGUACUACGUGCUGCCCGAUGGGAAUCCGGCCUUCGUCUACUCCUUCGCCUGCUCUCCGCAAAGCAGGAUGAGGUGCCAGCCUAAGGAGCCCUGCCGGCUAUUCACCGUUCACAAGCGGCCCUCCUCCCAGCUCGAGGAGGUGAACGCCUCGCCGCUCUGCCAGUGCUCCAAGGGCCACCGUUGCCCGAGGCGGCACACCGAGCCCGGCUCCCUGCCAUCGAGCUACUACGGCGACGGCCUCGGGGUCAAGGUCUACAGCGGCCACUGCGUGCCCGCGCGCCACAGCAACGAGCCCGUCUACACCCUCGUCAAGUGAGGGCCGGCCCUCCCAGCGCCGAGCCACUCUUCGUGUCUUCCACGCUCCCCCGUGACCAGAUCACCCCGAGGGGACGCUGGACGGGGGAGGAUCGUCCUCGCCUCGCCCGAGCCGCCACGGCCGAGCGCCACCGUUGCCAUUUUUUUUCCAGCGAGUGCCGUGGCCAAACGAGGGGGCGGGCCUAUCUCUUUAACUUUUACGAGCGCCUCAGCGACGAAGAAACAUUUUGUUAGCGCGAAGGAGAGGAGGAGCCCCACCCCGAGUGAGAUAAGGGAUACUCGCUCGUUACUACUCCCGAUGUCGAUGUCGAUGUCGAAGUCGACGCGACACUCGCACGUGGACAAGCUUUAAAGCGACGGAAUGAGAGAGAGAGAGAGAGAGAGAGAGAGAGAGAGAGAGAGAGAGCGAGUGAGAGUGUACGAAAGAAUACACGUGCGUGUAUGACAACAAAAGAGCCUCCACACACGCACUUGCUGACAAUAUUGUUAUACGCGAUACCGUUUAUAAAAAUACCUGUUCAAAGGUAAAAUUAUCGUUGAAUUUGUAAAGAUACUUGUAUAGUUAAUUAUAUUCUAAGCUAUAACGAUGAAUUUUUCAAAUUUUAUCGACGCACCUGGCGACCGGGACCCUUCCAUCGCCACUUACACUCGUUA